Molecule: messenger RNA, 4758 nt
Organism: Neoarius graeffei (lesser salmon catfish)
Lineage: Eukaryota; Metazoa; Chordata; Actinopteri; Siluriformes; Ariidae
Gene: naa15b
Product: N-alpha-acetyltransferase 15, NatA auxiliary subunit b
Exons: 20
Coding region: 237-2834 (865 amino acids)
Biological process (GO): N-terminal peptidyl-methionine acetylation
Cellular component (GO): NatA complex; cytoplasm
Molecular function (GO): protein-N-terminal amino-acid acetyltransferase activity; protein binding
Source: RefSeq, a predicted model, not a curated record
ACAGAGCUGUCAACUUGCAACUUGACCCGGAGGAGAAGCAGCAGCUCGAUCGGCCAUUUUGGGAAAGAAGGGGCUUUUCUUUCACCACGUGAGAGGGGUGGAGGGGUGUCCGAAAAGGGCAACAGAGCCAAGCUGAGUAAGGGGGGGCAAAACUCGAUCAGGGAGACACGACUAGCUUCCGAGCCCGACACUCAUUUCACAUGUGCUGAAAAACCUGAAGGAAAUACUGUUCAGCGAUGCCGACUGUAACCUUACCGCCGAAGGAAAACGCUCUCUUCAAGAGAAUUCUGAGAUGCUAUGAGCACAAGCAGUACAGAAAUGGGCUGAAGUUCUGCAAGCAGAUUUUGUCCAACCCCAAGUUUUCUGAGCAUGGAGAGACGUUGGCGAUGAAGGGGCUGACACUCAACUGCUUGGGGAAGAAAGAAGAGGCAUACGAACUUGUCCGUCGAGGGUUAAGAAACGACCUCAAGAGCCAUGUCUGCUGGCACGUGUACGGUUUGCUUCAGCGCUCGGAUAAAAAGUACGACGAGGCCAUUAAGUGCUAUAGGAACGCUCUGAAAUGGGACAAAGACAACCUGCAGAUCCUGAGAGAUCUUUCUCUGCUGCAGAUCCAAAUGAGGGACCUAGAGGGCUACAGGGAGACCCGGUACCAGCUGCUGCAGUUACGACCUGCCCAGCGGGCAUCCUGGAUUGGUUAUGCCAUUGCAUACCACCUACUGGAGGACUACGAGAUGGCUGCCAAGAUUAUUGAAGAGUUUCGGAAAACACAGCAGACUUCUCCAGAUAAAGUGGAUUAUGAGUACAGUGAGCUGCUCCUGUAUCAGAAUCAGGUGCUGAGAGAGGCUGGACUCCUCAAAGAGGCUCUGGAGCACCUCACUACCUAUGAGAAACAGAUCUGUGACAAGCUGGCUGUGGAAGAGACGAGAGGGGAGCUGCUGCUGAGCCUGGGCCGCUUCGAGGAGGCAGGAGACGUCUACAAAAGACUACAAGAGAGAAACCCCGAGAACUGGUCUUAUUACCAUGGCCUGGAAAAAGCCCUCAAACCUGCCACGACAGAGGAGAAGCUGAAAAUCUAUGAGGAGGCCUGGGUGAAGUUCCCGAAAGGCUUGGUGCCUCGCAGGCUACCGCUCAACUUCCUGUCUGGUGAGAAGUUUCGGGAGUGUCUGGAUAAGUAUUUAAGAAUGAACUUUAGCAAAGGCUGUCCUCCAGUCUUCACAACACUCAAACCCCUGUACCAAGACAAAGACAAGGUGGCAAUAAUUGAAGAAUUAGUAGUAGGUUUUGAAACGUCUUUAAACAGCUGCCGAAUGUUCAAUCAAAAUGAUGAUGGAAAGGAGGAGCCGCCCACCACGUUACUCUGGGUGCAGUACUUCCUGGCACAGCACUACGAUCAGAUUGGGCAGCAGACGCUUGCACUAGAGUACAUCAACGCCGCAAUAGAGAGCACGCCAACGCUCAUCGAGCUCUUCCUAGUCAAAGCCAAGAUAUAUAAGCAUGCUGGGAACAUCCGGGAAGCAGCCCGCUGGAUGGAUGAGGCUCAGGCUCUGGACACUGCUGACCGCUUCAUUAAUUCCAAAUGUGCCAAGUACUUGCUGAAAGCAGGCCUGGUCAAAGAAGCAGAGGAGAUGUGCUCAAAGUUCACACGGGAAGGAGCGUCGGCGGUAGAGAAUCUGAACGAGAUGCAGUGUAUGUGGUUUCAGACAGAGUGUGCACUGGCAUAUAAAUCUAUGAAGAAGUAUGGAGAUGCACUCAAAAAAUGCCACGAGAUCGAGAGGCACUUUGUGGAAAUAACGGACGAUCAGUUUGACUUCCAUACGUACUGCAUGCGGAAGAUGACGCUGCGCUCAUAUGUAGACCUAUUAAAGCUGGAGGACGUUCUGCGCAUGCACCCCUUCUACUACAAAGCUGCAAGCACCGCCAUCCAAAUCUACCUCAACCUGCAUGAUAACCCUCUCACCGACGACAACAAGGAGCUCCAGGCUGAUACCGGGAACCUUUCGGACAAAGAGCUGAAGAAGCUGCGGAACAAGCAGCGACGAGCACAGAAGAAAGCUCAGCUGGAGGAAGAGAAGAAGAAUGCUGAAAAAGAGAAGCAGCUCAAGAACCAGAAGAAGAAGAAAGAGGAUGAUGACGAAGAGAUCGGCGGCCCCAAAGAGGAACUUAUACCAGAAAAGCUGGCUAAGGUGGAAAACCCAUUAGAUGAGGCUGUGAAGUUCCUGAUUCCUUUAAAAAACCUGGUAAAGAACAAAAUUGAGACUCACCUCCUGGCCUUUGAGAUCUACUUCAGAAAAGACAAGUUCUUGUUAAUGCUGCAGUCAGUGAAGAGGGCUUAUGCUAUAGACCCAGAUCACCCCUGGCUCCACCAGUGUCUAGUGCGCUUCUUCAAAAGAGUAUCGGAGGCUAAAGACGUGGCAGAUCCAGUCCGCACAGUCGUCAAGCAGGAAAUCUCUCGGUUGUUCGGUGACAGCAAUGCCAAGAGCUUCAACCAGGCCUUCCUCAGCAAGCACUCGAACUCAAUCCCUCACCGAUUAGCAGCUGCCAGAAGCAUGUUCUACUUGGACCCUUCGACACAGAAGAAGGCAGUGGAGCUUGCUGCAGCCCUGGACGAAUCGCUUAAUAACAGAAACAUUCAGAUCUGCACAGAGGUGUUGGAGAGCCUGCGCGACGGCAACCUCGGCGACGCCACGGAGACGGCCGAGUCAUACCGGGCCGAGUGUCACAAGAUCUACCCGUACACGCUGGCCUUCAUGCCUCCCGGCUACGAGGAAAACACGAAGAUCGCCGUGAACGGGGACCUCUCCACGGAAACCGAGGAGCUAGCCAAUGACAUGUGAACACCUGAAAGGGGGUGGGGCUAAGGGAGGAGGGGGCGUAGUAGAAGGAGGGGUGAUGGCGCCAUUUUUCAAACACCCAAGAUGACCUGUUGCUGAACUUCCCACGUCCUCUCCAUCCCCUGAAAUCGGGAUCAGGACCGAGAGGCGACGAGGGCGUCUGCAGAGAGGAGGACAAGAGGGGAGGGGGGGGAGGAGAAAAGGAGGAGGAAGAAAUAAAAUGGCCAUUUUACUUUUUUAACCUUGCUGAUGACUACUCUCUAACUGAAAACUAGACGACACGCAAAAACGCCAUGUUGUGAACUGUGUCUGAAGGCAGCGAGCUACAAAAUGUGGGUUAAUUAACUGUGCAAAAACAAAAGGCAAAUCCCAUAGUCAACCACCCGAGCUCACUCAAACCCAUCUUUCGCCUCUGUUUUAAAGAGUAAUUUAUAUGAAAAAUAAAAACGGCAUAAAACGAGUUUUGGAGCGCGGAGUUGGUUUUGUGUUGGUGUGAAAUGGCACUGAGGAGUCUGUUGUAAUAAAGAAUGAGAGUGACGAGGGGCUGGGUUAUAACCAAGGGGGCGGAGUCUGAGUAUGCUGCUUUUUUUUUUUCCUUUUUUUUAAUUUUUAAAUUUUUUUUUUUUUUAAUUAAUGCUGAGGAGACUCGUGUCAUCUUUUUAUAUUUCACCAUCACUUAGGUUUGACUAAGGGGAGCUAAUUUGAAGGUGGUUUCUCAGACCUCAAAAUCAGAGUCUCACUCAGCAAGUGCUCCCUUUUAUUCAUUUAACGCAGUUAGAACAGCAGUGGUGAUAGAGCGUAAUCAGCAACCUUGUGAAAUCUUAAAGGUAAAUCUGCUCUCUUCUCUUGCUUUUGAUCACUCUCCUUAAAGGGAUAUUCCAGCAUUUUCAACCCAUCUACCGCAUCAGUAGAGCAUCUUCGAUUACCAUGGACAAGAAUUUUGGCGUUUUUCUCUGCAGAAUGGAAAACCUGUUGACUCUAAACUCAAGUCUAUGGGCAGUUGUUAAAUUCCAUCAGUAAUUCAGAGGUGCCAGUAUUUAUAGUUUAGCCAUAGCGUUUGUGAUCUUGGAUCUUCCUCGUGGAAAAACUAUAUACCCCUCUCCAACUAAAGCAGCAUUUGGACAAAACGUAUAAAAUUCACCCGUUGAUGAAGACCAUUCACGGAAGGGGCGAAAGGAUGCAGCAGUUACUUUGUGCCCCCUUUUCUACACUUUUUGACUUGUGAAUUCAUGAGCCAACAACCAAGUACGCAGGACUGUAGUUUCUUCGGUCAUUAAAAUUAAUGGAGGAGCUGCUUAUUAUUAAGUAGCUACACACCAGAAUUUUGCCGUGCUGCUUUCUUCUGGUUGCUUUGUACACAUUUGAGAGAUAGAUGGAUAUAAAUAAUUAGCGCUCUCAUCCACUGACCAGUGUUUGCUAUGUGACCUGAGAAAAGUUCAUUCAAAACGAGCACUUUUACACUUGACAGACAAGAAAUUAUUUCCAACAUUGGAGCAAUAUGAUGUCAUUUUGCUUGCUUUUUUUUUUUUUUUUUUCCUGAAGGUUUUGUGUAAUUAGUGUGGUCAAAACCAUUUAUGUGGGGUUGUGGGAACAUCUAGCCACGUGUACUACAAUUUCUACAAAUAAAGCUAGAAUUUGGACAAUUGUACAAAAUUUGAGCUUUAACGUAUAUAUUAAUUUGACUGAAGAAUUCAUGAAGGCGUUUAAUAUAAUUCAGCAGCUGCUCCUAGUCUUUUCAUUACAAGUGAGGUUCAGAGAAACUGAUUGAAAUUCUUGUCUGUGAUAAUCACACACACGAACGGUACUGGAGUAUUCCUUUAACACACUGUUUUGCCCCUACUUCAUUUUCAAUGUGGAAUGAUGAGUUUGUUGUAUGAUAAUGAAUUUUUUUGUAAUAAAACGACACAGCGAAUGGAAAAACCAUAAA